CCUCCCCCGGCGCCGGCCAAGUGAGGCGGUGAUGCGGGCGCUGGCGGCCUGGGCUGCGCCGAGAGCGGAGACACAGGCUCAAGAUGGCAGAUUCCCACUGAGGCUGAGGGGGCCGAGCUCGCGCGCCGUGUUCCCUUCUCCGUUGCCAUGAACCGCGGACACCCCGGCCCCGAUGGCCCCCGUGUACGAAGGUAUGGCCUCACAUGUGCAAGUUUUCUCCCCUCACACCCUUCAAUCAAGUGCCUUCUGUAGUGUGAAGAAGCUGAAAGUAGAGCCAAGUUCCAACUGGGACAUGACUGGGUACGGCUCCCACAGCAAAGUGUACAGCCAGAGCAAGAACAUACCACCUUCUCAGCCAGCCUCCACAACCGUCAGCACCUCCUUGCCAAUCCCAAACCCAAGCCUACCUUACGAGCAGACCAUCAUCUUCCCAGGAAGUACUGGACACAUAGUUGUAACAUCAGCAAGUAGCACUUCUGUCACCGGGCAAGUCCUCGGCGGACCACAUAACCUAAUGCGUCGAAGCACUGUGAGCCUCCUUGACACCUACCAAAAAUGUGGACUCAAGCGCAAGAGUGAGGAGAUUGAAAACACUAGCAGUGUGCAGAUCAUUGAAGAGCAUCCACCCAUGAUUCAGAAUAAUGCCAGCGGGGCCACUGUCGCCACUGCCACCACAUCCACUGCCACCUCCAAAAACAGUGGCUCCAACAGUGAAGGUGACUAUCAGCUGGUACAGCAUGAAGUGCUGUGCUCCAUGACCAACACCUACGAGGUUUUAGAGUUCUUGGGACGAGGGACAUUUGGGCAAGUGGUCAAAUGCUGGAAACGGGGCACCAAUGAAAUUGUGGCCAUUAAGAUCCUAAAGAACCACCCAUCCUAUGCUCGGCAAGGUCAGAUUGAAGUGAGCAUCCUGGCCCGGCUAAGCACAGAGAGCGCUGAUGACUACAAUUUUGUGCGGGCCUAUGAGUGCUUCCAACACAAGAAUCACACAUGUUUAGUCUUUGAGAUGUUGGAGCAGAACCUCUAUGACUUUUUAAAACAGAACAAGUUUAGCCCCUUGCCCCUCAAAUAUAUUCGCCCGGUCCUUCAGCAGGUAGCCACAGCCCUGAUGAAACUCAAAAGCCUGGGUCUUAUCCAUGCUGACCUCAAACCAGAAAACAUCAUGCUGGUGGAUCCAUCCAGACAACCAUACCGAGUAAAGGUCAUUGACUUUGGUUCAGCUAGUCACGUGUCCAAAGCUGUCUGUUCUACCUACUUGCAAUCCAGAUACUACAGGGCCCCAGAGAUCAUCCUUGGUUUGCCAUUCUGUGAGGCAAUUGACAUGUGGUCCCUUGGUUGUGUCAUUGCUGAGCUUUUCCUGGGCUGGCCAUUAUACCCAGGAGCUUCUGAGUAUGAUCAGAUUCGGUAUAUUUCACAAACACAGGGUUUGCCAGCUGAAUAUUUAUUAAGUGCAGGGACAAAGACAACUAGGUUUUUCAACCGUGACACAGACUCGCCGUAUCCGUUGUGGAGGCUAAAGACACCAGAUGACCAUGAAGCAGAGACGGGGAUUAAGUCAAAAGAAGCAAGAAAGUACAUUUUCAACUGUUUGGAUGACAUGGCCCAGGUGAAUAUGACAACAGAUUUGGAAGGGAGUGACAUGUUGGUGGAGAAGGCAGACCGACGGGAGUUCAUUGAUCUGUUGAAGAAGAUGCUGACCAUAGAUGCUGAUAAGAGGAUCACUCCCAUCGAAACUCUGAACCAUCCCUUUGUCACCAUGACACACCUGCUCGAUUUCCCCCAUAGUACUCAUGUCAAAUCUUGUUUCCAAAACAUGGAGAUUUGCAAGCGCCGGGUGAAUAUGUAUGACACAGUGAACCAGAGCAAAACACCUUUCAUCACACAUGUGGCCCCCAGCACGUCUACCAACCUGACCAUGACCUUUAACAACCAGCUGACUACUGUCCACAACCAGGCUCCCACCUCCACCAGUGCCACUCUUUCCUUAACCAAUCCUGAAGUCUCCAUACUAAACUACCAAUCUGCACUCUACCAGCCCUCAGCGGCGUCCAUGGCCGCGGUGGCCCAGCGGAGCAUGCCACUGCAGACCGGAACAGCCCAAAUUUGUGCCCGGCCCGACCCCUUCCAGCAAGCUCUCAUCGUGUGUCCCCCUGGCUUCCAAGGCCUUCAGGCCUCUCCUUCCAAGCAUGCUGGCUACUCAGUACGGAUGGAAAAUGCUGUUCCCAUCGUCACUCAAGCUCCCGGAGCUCAACCUCUUCAGAUCCAACCAGGUCUGCUUGCUCAGCAGGCCUGGCCCGGUGGGGCCCAGCAGAUCCUGCUUCCCCCAGCCUGGCAGCAGCUGACUGGCGUGGCCACCCACACAUCGGUGCAGCAUGCGGCUGUGAUCCCCGAGACCAUGGCAGGCACUCAGCAACUGGCCGACUGGAGGAAUACACAUGCUCAUGGAAGCCAUUACAAUCCCAUCAUGCAGCAGCCUGCACUCUUAACUGGACAUGUGACCCUUCCAGCAGCCCAGCCCUUAAAUGUGGGUGUAGCCCACGUGAUGAGGCAGCAACCAACCAGCACCACCUCCUCCAGAAAGAGUAAGCAACACCAGUCAUCUGUGAGAAAUGUCUCCACCUGUGAGGUGACCUCUUCGCAGGCUGUCAGCUCCCCUCAGCGAUCCAAGCGUGUCAAGGAGAACACUCCCCCACGGUGUGCCAUGGUGCACAGCAGCCCAGCCUGCGGCACCUCAGUCACUUGUGGGUGGGGUGAUGUGGCCUCUAGCACCACCAGGGAGCGACAGCGGCAGACGAUUGUCAUCCCCGACACCCCCAGCCCCACAGUCAGUGUCAUCACCAUCAGCAGUGACACAGAUGAGGAAGAAGAACAGAAACAUGCCCCCACCAGCACGGUCUCCAAGCAAAGAAAAAAUGUCAUCAGCUGUGUCACAGUCCACGAUUCUCCCUACUCCGACUCCUCCAGCAACACCAGCCCCUACUCGGUGCAGCAGCGCACAGGGCACAACGGCACCAACACCUUGGACACCAAGGGGGGCCUAGAGAGUCACUGCACCGGCAACCCCCGCACCAUUAUCGUACCCCCACUGAAGACCCAGGCCAGUGAAGUGUUGGUAGAAUGCGACAGCCUAGGGCCAGCAAUCAAUACCAGUCACCACUCAGCCUCCUUCAAGUCCAAGUCCUCCAGCACCGUGACCUCCACCAGUGGCCACUCUUCAGGGAGCUCAUCAGGAGCCAUCACCUACCGGCAGCAGCGGCCAGGCCCCCAUUUCCAGCAGCAGCAGCCCCUCAAUCUCAGCCAGGCUCAACAGCACAUGGCUGCAGACCGCACUGGGAGCCACCGUCGACAGCAGGCCUACGUCACUCCUACCAUGGCCCAGGCUCCAUACACCUUCCCGCACAACAGCCCUAGCCACGGCACUGUCCACCCACACCUGGCUGCGGCUGCUCACCUCCCCACCCAGCCUCACCUCUACACCUACACAGCGCCCACAGCCCUAGGCUCCACCGGCACCGUAGCCCACCUGGUGGCAUCCCAAGGUUCAGCACGCCACACUGUGCAGCACACUGCCUAUCCGGCCAGCAUUGUCCACCAGGUUCCUGUGAGCAUGGGACCCCGAGUCCUGCCCUCGCCCACCAUCCAUCCCAGUCAGUAUCCGGCCCAGUUUGCCCACCAGACCUAUAUCAGCGCCUCGCCAGCCUCCACCGUCUACACUGGAUACCCACUGAGUCCUGCCAAGGUCAACCAAUACCCUUACAUAUAAACACUGGAGGAGGCCCUCGGGGAGGGGGUAGAGGAGCUCCCAGACCGACCUGGGGAGCUGGUAUUUUAUACUGCAGGUGCCGCACACAAACAAUGCAAAUGGGGCAGGGAGGGGGGCAGCUGGGGCACAAAUGAAACUUGAACUAGGAAGUGGGAGGACUUAGAGCAGAGGAGGACAUUUUAAAAGGUGGGGUUUAAGGAGGGGAAAAUCUAUGCUUUUAUUUUAAAAAAGAAAAAGGAAAAAAAAAAGAAAAAGAAAAAUGUUAGUAACAAAAGAGGAAAAAAGAAAAAAAAAAAAAAACACAGCUCACAAACCCAUUCUGCACCAAACUGGAAAGGAAAAGAAGAGCUACAGGAAGAUUCUGGAAGCAAGGGGCCCCAGUUUUUGAAGAACUUUAUGAACUUUAUAAAGAUUAUUUUCAUAUGGCAGCAAGUGACAUUGAAGAACUUGCUGUCAGGGACACCUGAUAUGGAAAUCCAAUAGAUUUUUAAUUAAUUGAACAUGAAAAUUAGGGAUUCUUCCAGAACUCCAAAAGGGUCAACACCUCUUUCAAAUGUCAGGCCAUAGCCCAAGGAGGCUCAUAUUUUAGGGGUUAGUCUGGGGUUAACAAAGCCCAGUCUAUCAAAUAAGUUCUGGCUUAUUUGUCAGAAAUAGUGGGGUCAGCCAGACUAAUGAAAGAACUCCCUCCCCACCCCCCUCCCAGGAGAAGGGCAGGGUUUCUCUUUUGGAGCAUUCUGGAUAGAUCUCUAAGCAAUGUUAUUUCUCAGAUGUCAUUAAUAAUGUGUGUUGAUGUCUCUUUUUCUUUUCUGGGUUUUUGUUUUCCCUUUGAACCCACCUCUAGUCGUGUAGCAUAGGGCUAGUGGUGGUCGUGGACACCCUAGUAGAAUGUAGCACCUUGCGCCCUUGUUUCCCACCUUGUGUUCAACUCCAGUGAUACCAAUAGACUAUUCCUCAAUAGAAUUGCACAAAAAAAGUGAUAUAACAUAGGCAUGGAACCAAUGUGGUGGUCCAGAUGAACGAGUGAGUGUGCAUGAGCACGUGUGGGUGUGAACGGGGCUGCCACCCUCCCCGAGUGUCCCUUGGCACCGCCGUCACAGCCCUUGCAGUCUUGAUUUUACAUCAUUCCCUCCUAGUGCCUUAAUGACCGACAGACAGACAGACAGACACAGCGAAGGGUUUACUUCCACUGGUACUCCAAGAAACUGAUUGGGGCUGGUCAGCUAUGUUCUCAGCUCUGCGUUAAGCUGUUAUAGAGUUUUACUUGGGUCUUUGUUUUUGCAUUGUUUUAAUGUCAUGUGGAUUGUCUUUCCUGGGCUCUUUGUGAGCAGAAGGAUUUCAGAGAAGCCGGCCUAACUAAAAAGGGAGAAUCAUGGAUCUCAAGAGGGAUGUGGGAGCUAUCUAGUGGGGCACACUGGUGACAGAGCUGGUUCUUUUGGUGAGUUCUGCUUUGAGGGCAGAGAUCCAGAGAGACUCCCCGCCUGCGCUACCCCUGCCGUGUAUGGCACUAGGGGGUCUUAGGAAUGUCAGCUUUGCCAGGCAGCUGCCUCAGCCUUUAAGUCCACCACCUCCUUCUUGGAGCUAUAUGGGCAGAGGGCAAGAGACCUGUUCCCAUUUCUGGUUACUUCCCCAGCCCCUCCUCCCACAAGAAGCCUGGUAAUCUCAGAUGCACGUGCAUAUUUCUCUAUCAGCUCCAGAGGCUGUAGGAAGGCUCCUAGUUUUGCCAGCUCUCUCCUACUGCAGACUCCACUGCUAAGUUUGCUGUCACUCCUAUCCUGAAAUUAACCUAAGUCUCUCAAGACAGUUUGAUCUCUGCCGUUUAAAGAUUCAGUGAGCAGAGGGGUGGAGGGCCACUUAUGAGGUGGCCAGUGGCCCACUGCACUUGGGAAAAUAUUCCCGUGGACAAUUAAACCUUCAAAGAAAUCUUCCCAGAACCCUCUUUGCACCUGGGCUGCAUUCUGGAUGUUUGCUCCAGCUCUGGACAGUGGAAUGGAUAGGUGAUUUCUAUUCCUACUGAAAAACUGGAGCCAUGGAUAUUAGCAGCAGGUAUGGAUAGUUUGAUCCUAAUGUGGUUCUAGCUGGCCCCUCAUCCACAUCUUCAGGUAGAGAAGUCUCUGGUCAGCAGUACAGCAUCUUCUAGCCUCCUUUCUUGUCCUCCCUCUGCAGGCUCUGAGCAAUCUACUGGGAAAGGCUUUCCUCAUGAUUUCUGCCCUCCUUCAGUAACCAAGCUUACUUAGCUUUUAGCUGUGAAAAACUCUGGAAACUUCCCCACCCAUCAGUUCUUAUAAAGACAAGUCCCAAACUGGAUAUGUCUUAGUGCAUUGGACAUAGCCUGCCCCACCUCUAGCCAAGGACAUGCUGGAAGUGGAAUGGAAGGUACAGGCCUGUAGUGAGCAGCUGCAUUUUCCUCAUCCUGGUCAGGAUCACUUUAGCCCAAGACUGCUUUCUCUAGAAGUGAGACAACAGGAAAAGAAUCUGUUCAGAGAGGCGUGGGAGCAAAGUCUUUGGAGAACCCCUGAGCCAGAGGCUCCUAGAGCCCCAGCAGUUUGGAAACCUGUCUGUCACAUAGUCUGCAGUGGCCAGGUGGCAGAUGAUAUGGGCCCUGGGCUCCCAUGGGACCUUCUCAUACUAAGUCGCCAUACUAAGUCUUUGCUGAAAGUGGGCCUGGGUUUGCCUCACUGUGUGGCAGCACCAGGAGGCCAGCACAUCCUAGAGCUGUUCUUCUGGGGGGUUGGGGGAUGGAUCUCUUUUUGUCUGCUUAUGUUGAAGCUUUUCUCCCACACGUGUCCUUCCCUUUCUCCUUCCAGAUCAGGAAUGAAUGCUCCUUGCUGCUCACAAAGUUAGUAUUAUUGUACUGAUUAUUUGUAUUAUGCCACUGUAAUUAUGAUUAUCACCUUGUUGCUAUUUUAGUCAGGGUUUGAGGUACACAUUUAUUCCAAGGAUCUUUGUGUUUCCUUUGUAAUAUUUAAAUUUAUUUUAUUCUAGCUGUGCGUAUAUGAGUAGACUGGAGGGACAUACAGAUGUCAGAACAGGAAAAGCCCUAGAAUUAGGAAAAUUGUUUCUAGCAUCUCUGUCCCAUAAAGUGCUGCAAGAAAGACCUACCACAAAGCAGAGAUUCAGAUACACUGGGGCCUUCCUCUUUGCACAGCCCACCUGUGGUACACAGCCACUGUCUUUUGGACCCUUUGGCAGCUUCUCUCACAGUCUCUGUGCUUUCCUCCAUGUCAGAACUACUGAUCAGAUUUUAACCUGCCUCACAUCCAACAUUUAGCAUAAAAAGGCCCUCUCUCUAAGUUGCCCUAGACCUCUUCUCUUUCCUACUCAUCCCUUUAGUAUAUUUGGAAAUAAGUUACAACUUAUCUCCUCAAUGCAGAAAGUGGUCCCACCUGAAAGCCAUUAGGUAUAGUGAAGGUGACGGGCAACCAGUGCCUCCUUGUGAGGUAUUUCCCUAGUCUUCCCACUUCCCUGGUCUGCUUCUUCCUAGACAUACUCUCCCAGCACACAAUUUCAGGGAGCCAAGUGAAGGAAUAGGGAGGACACAGCGCCUCGCAAAAAGUCUAACAGCUGCUCAGACUGCCAAGUCCCUUCUAAAUCACUGGCAAGUGAAGGGCACAGUAGGCCCUUGUAGCCACCCCUUCCCUCCCUGGCUGUGCCCUUCAGUGCCAGCACUGUAGUGGUGGUUGUGUAUAUACUGUCCGCUACCACCCAGAAACAACAGGCCCCAUGAAGAGAAGACUGAGGCAAUAGCUUCCCCAAACAGAAGACCACCACUUUGCAAACCUUCAUCCCACAACCACCCCUACCUUGAUCUCAAGUUCCAUGUACAGAGCUGAUGCAUCAGGAGCCACACCUGACCCCAGCUAGAUAGCGUCCUCACCCAGCUUCCCAGCAAGGUGCUCAGCACUUCAUCCCUUCUGCAAAGAAGAUGGAAGGAAGGCUGCUGCCCUUAGAACUGCACUCUCAGUGGAAGGAGGCCCUCUCAGGCCUUGUAUACCAAGUGUCCCUGGUGUGCCCUCUGGGCCUUCUUUAAUGAAGAAACACUGCUCAGCAUGAGGAAGAUGAGAUGGUCAGCUCAAGGAAAUAGGUCUGUGGCACCUUGUGACCCUCAGGUCAGCAGACUGUUGCUCACUGAGUUCUUACUGUCCAUCUGGGCCCUGGCACCCAUGUCUCUGUGUUAGCACGUCAGGCGAUGUUUCAGGAAAGCGGAUGAGCAGGCCAAUAGGCAAGGCUGGUGUUAGUGCCACUUAGCCCUGUGGAGUGGAUGCGGUUUGAUGUGAUUCAGAGGGAAAGGGGACAGGGCAGCCCAGUGUCCCUGACUGUAUUGAGUUUCUCCCCUUCCUGGUGGCAAAGUUGUUUGCAGCUCUAAAAGCCAGUUUGGCUUUGUUCUCUUUGCCUCUGAGGGCUGGAACUGACCAGCCACAGUGUGGAGCGGGUCAGGAAGGGAGGUCAGCACAGCUGAUAGGACCUCCCUGAACUAGGUCUCAGGAGUUGCACACACUCAUUUUGAACAGUGUGUGGUGGAAGAGUGGUCUGGGGGAUCGUGAGUGAGGGGUUAAUGUUCUUGGAAACCAGUGUGAAGUGCAAAGGAGGCUUAGGGAAGUGUUGCUGGUGGUUCAUGGUGGUGAGGGUGACUGGGUCCCCACCCUGGCCCUCCUUCCAGGUUCAGCAUCUGUCUGAGGGAGGGUAGGAUAUGGGCGUGGCUCUUGCUGACCUGCCAAGUAGCUGCUAGGACAGAAAAGAGAAAGAAGAAAAUUGCUUAGUGCCCUCAGCUAGCAGACAGAAUUCCACCAGAGACAUGUAAUCCUUUCAUGGCCCAGUCUGAGGCUGCACAACCCCCAAGCAGCCAUUGCACAACACAUUCUGACCCAGGGUCUCACAUGCUGUGCUCCUCGUGUUCUUCCCUUCGUGUGUGCUGUACAGACUUCCAGUGGGGAAGCCUAAAAGUUAAGCAGGCCAGAGAUGUCCUUACCAAACUGGAAAGGAAAGUAAAACUGUCCCUUUCUAUAGCCAAAGAAUCUUUUCAAAGACACCUCUAGAGAUGGACAAAUGUCAUUCCUUGUGCCUUUCUGGGCAAUAAUGACUUCAAUGAUGCAAUGUCUCUCUGUCCUGCCUCCUUUUUUUUUUUUUUUUUUUUUUUUCUUUUUUAAUUCCAUUGCAUGUAUUUCAAAACCAUCUUCUUCAAGGAGAAGUGGAGUGGUGGCCCUAAAUGCUGCUGCUCCUGGGGAACUGCGGUCCCUACAGUGCUCGUUUGUGUUUCACUGACCUCAUGCUGCUGUGGGAAGCUAGAAAACAAGCAAGCGACCUUCCCUGAUGAGCCCACACUGUGUGGGACACAGUGGGACUGUGUAGCACUGGCUUGCGAUGGCAAUAUCUGUCCACUUGUCUAGUCGCUCCAGACAGCCUCAGACAAACAGGUCAUACCACUAGAGAACCAAAGAUGGCAAAGUGAGGCUUCCUUAAUUGCAAAAGAGACCUCUUGAACACUUCGGCACCGUGGCUCACUGUAGUGACCAACUGAGGAAAGGCUCCCCAAGUCUCUGGGGCAGCUGGUGAGAGGUAACCCAAGGCAGCCUCUUCCCUUCUGACUCAGUUGCCAGAAGAGAGAUCCCGCAGGCUCUCUGCCACAGAACCUCCAUGCUUCCUGGCUCCUAAGCUGAAACCUUUCCCCACCCCCCAGUCCUUUCAGGGUCGCUCAUCUCAGACCCAUGCAGGAGAACAUUACACUGAUUGCCUCUUGCUGCAGACCAGCAGUAUCCCUCAUGUAAGGAUAGCAGUAUGCCAAGCCCAUUCUGAGUAUCCUCUCAAGGCCCAUCACAGCCACCCAUCCCCGGGAAUAAGUGGACAUCCCCUACUUGGCAGAUGAAAAAGCUGGCCCUAUGAGUGAGUGUCAUGUGUAAAAGGAAAAGGUGAUACAUCUCAGAAUCCCCGAGUUUCUAAUUCUAUUUUUUGUUAAUCAGGACUUAACUGAGGUGAACUUGUGUUUCCCUAUUUAACUAACUGCAGUGAGCAGCCUGCUAUCUCUAAUGAGCCAUUCAACGAUGCUCCCAUUCCCUGUGUGCCAAACACUGCUAAGAACCGCUGCACGAGCCCGUGAUGAGCGCCAGCACCACCACAGGUGAGGCAGCUGGCUUACAGAGCCUGUAACCCACCCAGGCGACCCAGCAAGUAGGAAGGAAAGUCAGGGCUUGACAUCUUGUCUGCUUGGCUCCAGAGCUGAGCUCACGGACAUCAGCCUCAGCUGCCUCCCUUGUGUAGCAAAGACAGUUCUUUGCAGAAUGUCAUACCCUGCCUUCCCUGUGGGAAGCUCUGUGCAAAGGGUUCUGGGGUUGGAUGCACGUGGAUAAUGCAGAGUUUGGUGUGAGGAAAACUCUGGGGAGUUUCUCUGGAUUCCUAGAAUUCCUUUCCAGCAACUAGCUUUAGUCAGCUGCUACAAGUCUUACAAGAGUGAAGGGAAAGUGUUCUUUUCUUUUAAAUAAAUAACGUUUUUUUUUUUCUUGCUUAUAGUUAAUCUUAGAAAGGCAAUACUGAAAGUAUAUAUUUUUUUUCCAAAAUGCUAUUUUUUAACUGUACUUGAUAAAUAUCAUGACAACUCUGAUCUCUGUAAUAGAUAGACCCACCCUUCAGCUCUGGACAGAACCAAAAGCCAGGUUCAUGCCAAAUCUGUAAAUACCUUGUGGGUCUGUGUCCAGGAACUUUUUUUUUCUAUGAAGAAACAAAAAAAAAGGGGGGGGGGACAAGAUGACUUUGGGAAGAGGAACAGAAUGGUGUGUUCUUUCAAGAGGUGCCCUUUUCAGAGACUGACAACAGCAUAACUGAGCAAAGCAGCCAGCCCCAGGAAGAGAGGCAGCCUUGGCUGCUGAGAGGUUGGAGUGCUACAGACGCGGUUUCAGGUCACUUGAGAUAUGACAAAAAUCUAGAAAUGCUUAGGACUAGACUUUAGCUUCUUAAAACUUUUAUCGUGCGCUAUGAGUAUCUACUCAGUUGUUUUGGUUGGGUUUCUUGUUUCUCUUUUCUUUUAAAAAUGUCUUUACUGACCGGCUCCAGGCUUGUUUGCCUAGAUUCUUAGGUCGUUUACACGAGUUCUAAAUUCUUCUAGAACUUUAAAAUCCAUUGGAAGCAAACCCAGCUAGUGUGGAUCUGAGAUUCUAGUUGGUGUCAGUAGGUGUUCUAGAACUCCGACAGAGCACCUAAUGAUGUUUUCAGAAGGUUUUAGCUACAUUAUCUUACACAAACUGUGACCUAAUGGCAAUAAUUACCUCAAAUGUGGGCAUUUGUCCUGGUUUUAGCCUUUUUUGAAAUCAUGUGGCCAGCUUGAUCUUGUGAUUUAAAAGACUAUGAGUUCUCUCUGGGCUGAAAGUUGAGGAUUGAUGCAUACCCUGGUCACUGUUGCCUAAGUGAACUCUGAGACUGGCUCAUCACUACGCUAGAAGUGAAACCAAGACGAGAUGACUCUGUGUCAUAGCCAACGUGAUGCUCAAGUGCACGGGAGCCUGUUUCUCACUACUGUAACAUGCCCUUUGAUUUCUCCAAUAUCAAGUAAACUACACAAUUGACUGUAGAUACUCAAGCAUACUUCUGGCUACAUUUUAUAGUUAAAGUAUUUUAUAGUUUACAUUUAACCUGGUACUUUUUAAAAAGAAAAUUGUUUAUAACUGACAUCUUCAACCACAGUGAUUGACUGGCUCUUGUGUUAGAAGCUGUGUCUCCCCAAGGCAGGCAUGUUCCACUCAUACUGUUGUGUAGCCCGAUAUGUGUGUUUCCCUUAUUGUUGCUUCCCAGUGAACCUGAGAGAAUGUGAAAGGAAGUCUAGAGGGAUGGGAAAGGGUGAGUCCUGAACCUGGGCCGGAUUCAGAGUCCUGCGCCGUGCUGUGUCGGUUGCUCUCUUCAGCACGGAGGGCAUCGAGGCAUGGGCCCUGCUCCAUCAAGUCUGUCUUGAUUUGAAUGAUUCCUUUGUGACUAGCUCGCUCAACCUGCCUGGAGCCGCUCUGAAGAUAUGGCUGCUGUUUCAGGGUCCCCACUGAACCUUGGCCAGCAUUUUAAGAGGAAGAGCUGUCUGUACCUCUGGGCCCAUGUUCACUGACUGGGUCUUUUUUUUUUUUUCUUUGAAACAAAACCCAUGUAAAAGGAAAUGUACUUUAAUUUCCCAUUGUCUGGCUAAGAUGUGAACACAGUUCAGAGUGGGCCUUGGCUUCUGAGCUAAAGGAGCUGGGGGGGUGAGGGGAGUGCAGGAUGGUCCAUGGAGACCGGGUCCACAGAGGGGAUUUACAGUGACUGAAAUGGGCUUCAGAGACAAGAGUGGGCUCCACUGUAAGCAGAAGCCAAGAAAUGUUAAUUUCCCGACAGUCUUGUUGUAUUUGGGUUUGGGGUUGUGUUGUGUUGUGUCUUUAAGACAGAGUCCCACCACAGAGCCCUGACUUGUCUGAAACUCACAGUGUGGACUGGGUUUUGUUUUGAGUUUUGUUCUCUCUUGUGCCGUUGCUGAACUGCGGCAGCCUGUGGUGAUCUGUGAUGUGAUGUGAUCAUUCCUCCAAGCAGACACCUUGAGAGCUCCAGCACCCCAGCACCAGGGUCUGCCCCUCCCAUGCUUGCUUUGCGCCUGUGGCUGGUGCUCACAGCGUGCUCUCGUGACCUGUUAGAAUGUCUCUUAUCUCACCCUUUAUAGUCAUACUCCCAGGCUCCUGCUGUGUGUGUGUGUAUGUGUGUGUGUGUGUCAUUUCCUUUGCACUAAUAAACCAAAUAAAUUUUGUGUCAUUGUCUUUGGAGCUAACCCAUGUUUUUAAAAAUGAGAGGUAUAAAAAUGGGCUUUUUGUUGUUAUUUGAAAAGUCAAUAAUGUAUUUUAAAAAGGGCUCUGCUGUCCGCUUUCUAUAGUUCCCUCUCAACCUAUUUCCAAAUGAAUCUCUCCUGGCCCCACCCCAUUGUGUUAGCUCACCUCAGGCCUCCCUACUGUCACCACAGAUCCAAGCUCAGGCACUCAGGACUCCCAGAAAGCCUAAGAGCCAGCUAGGAGGCUUAGCCCUGGGAGCCUGCUCCUGCCUCCUUGGCUGCCUGUGGGGCUGCUGGGCGGUCUAUCUGCUAUUGCUGUGUCAGUACUGUGGCUCCCGCUAAGAGGAAGGACAUGGGAAGUUGAAAGUGACUUGACUGUACCAUCCUCUAGCUUUCUGUGACUCCGAGUGGAACACAAACACACACCCCACGUGCCCUUCAAGGCAGAGGUCCUGUCCAUACUGCCUCCAAGUCUGUUGGCUUCCUGGCCUUCCAUAUCCCUCUCUCUUGUGUUGCUGCCCUCUGACAGCUGGCUUUCUUCCAUGGGUUACCCAGGGCACACAAUCAUUUCUAGCCCCCAAAGCACCCUUCACUCGUUUGUGUGUGUUUUUUAACCAAAUGAAGUUGACAAGAAAGGCGUAUGUUGGGGCUGCAGGAUUCCUAGUGUAGUAGAAGACUGUAUAGUAGAGAUGGUGAUAUAUAUGUUUGUGUAUAUAUAUAUAUCAAGCCAAAUUUCUGAUAGAAAAAAGUAUAGCUUUAUGGAUGAGAAAGAAGAGGAGCCCUUUAGAGGUUGGAGCCAGCCUCAAUGUGUCCAAUGAACAAGACACCUGCUCCUUCACACGCAGCUAAGGCCUCAGCACCUAGCCCUCGCCAUCCACCUCACUGAGCUGGGAGGCCCUGAGGCCUCUGCUGCUCUCCCUGGGUCGCCAGCAACAGAGGCCUGGGAGAGUGAGGGGACACAGAUCAGAAUGACUGGAAUUUCUCAUCCCGUUUUGCGCUGACUACAUGAAUUGAGCUGCAGCCUGAUAUUUAUGUUUCCAAAAUGUGGUACCAUGAAGAUGGCAAGAGAGAUCUGUAGCAAUGCUUAGCUUUCAGCUGCCUGUGAGUUCAGGAUGCUCGGGACAGAAAGACACGCUCCCCAAAACAAGAACAGGGAAAAGGGGACCUGGCAGAGCCCAUCCCCCAGUCCAAGGAAGGAGGCCCCUCCCCCAGGUCAUCUUACCCAGAUCUUUCUCUGCCAGCUCAGCUCAGCUCAGUCUUGAUAACCUCUUGGAAGCCCUGGCCUGUCCUGUUCCUUCACUGUACGCUUUCUGUAAUAAAGUGUUAAUCCAUGUUAAUCUGUGUGGGGAUUAUUGCGUGCAACAGUAUUUUCUUGUGUACCUCUUUUUCCUCUGUGACGUGUCCCUUUUUUUUUUAUUUAUAAAUGUCUACUUUUUUUAAAGGACAAACCAGUGUGUCGUAGACCUCUAUGUAACCUGUUCCUUAGUCUCAUUAUAGGUAUCUUAUAAGGAUGGAUAUUUUACUUGGCUUUAGAAUGUUUUUCAAGAAAACUAAUUCUUAACUGAUGAAGUCGUUGCUACUAAAAUGCUUGUUUUCAUCAUGACGUCGUGCGCUUCUAAAUUAAUCAUCAUUUUCGUUGUAGAAAAAUGGAGUGAAUUUAUAUUAGUCUUGGAAACUAAUAAUAGCAUUGUAAAUUUAUGAGAUGAUUUUAACAGAAAAAAUAUAGAAGAAUAUAGUUAUUUUAAUUGUAAUAUUACUAACUGUAGGGUGAGGAAGGGGGUCCUGUUGUGGUGAACUCUGUUAUAGCUUGUUGCUCAGUUUCUUUUUGAUCAUUUUUUCGGUCUCUGAGGUGAAGCGAGUUAUUAAUUGGAUCUGUAAACUCACAUAUGCAUAUUGUAUAUGUGUAGAGAUGUGAUCACACUGUCUUGGAAUUACAUUAAACUGUUUGGAAUCACA
This is a messenger RNA of Psammomys obesus (fat sand rat), 14480 nucleotides long. It is a transcript of the gene Hipk2, whose product is annotated as homeodomain interacting protein kinase 2. Gene Ontology annotation, cellular component: cytoplasm; nucleus; PML body. The record is from RefSeq and is a predicted model, not a curated record. Gene Ontology annotation, molecular function: SMAD binding; transcription corepressor activity; ATP binding. The coding region runs from base 173 to 3763 and encodes 1196 amino acids. Lineage: Eukaryota; Metazoa; Chordata; Mammalia; Rodentia; Muridae. The transcript has 15 exons. Gene Ontology annotation, biological process: peptidyl-threonine phosphorylation; peptidyl-serine phosphorylation; intrinsic apoptotic signaling pathway in response to DNA damage by p53 class mediator.